Molecule: messenger RNA, 1533 nt
Organism: Fukomys damarensis (Damara mole-rat)
Lineage: Eukaryota; Metazoa; Chordata; Mammalia; Rodentia; Bathyergidae
Gene: Ido1
Product: indoleamine 2,3-dioxygenase 1
Exons: 11
Coding region: 112-1335 (407 amino acids)
Biological process (GO): 'de novo' NAD+ biosynthetic process from L-tryptophan
Cellular component (GO): cytoplasm
Molecular function (GO): heme binding; metal ion binding; L-tryptophan 2,3-dioxygenase activity
Source: RefSeq, a predicted model, not a curated record
CUGCUGUGGAACCUGCCAGUCAGGGACUGAAGCCUCCGAAAGCCGUGAGCUGGGAUCGACCUGUCCUCCUUUCAGGUAGGCCAAGGAGGGCCAGUAGAGCAAACUGCAAGAAUGGCUCAGGACAGAAUCUGUCCUGUGGAAAGCUCUUGGGAAAUCUUCCAAAAGUACCACAUAGAUGAAGACGUGGGCUUUGCACUGCCAAAUCCACUGGAGGAGCUGCAUGGUGAAUAUAAUGCCUGGAUUUUGAUUGCUAAAGAUCUGACAGAGCUGAUUAAGACUGGCCAAUUUCGUGAAGAAGUUGAGAAGCUACCAAUGCUCAGCACUGAUGAUCUCAAGGGGCAUGAUGAACAGCGCCUGGCACACUUAGCUCUGGGCUUCAUUACCAUGGCCUACGUAUGGCACCGAGGAGACGGGGAUGUCCGGAAGGUCCUGCCGAGCAAUAUCGCUGUGCCUUACUGUGAACUCUCGGAGAAGCUGGGUCUGCCUCCCAUUCUGGUUUAUGCAGACUGUGUGCUGGCAAACUGGAAGAAAAAAGACCCCAGUGGGCCAAUGACUUAUGAGAACAUGGACAUUUUGUUUUCAUUUCCUGGUGGAGACUGCAGUAAAGGUUUCUUCCUGGUUUCUCUAUUGGUGGAGACAGCAGCUUUUUCUGCAAUUAAAGUAAUUCCCACUGUUUUAAGAGCAGUGCAUCAUGAAGACGAGGAAGCUCUGCAAAUCGCGCUGCUGGAUAUUGCUGAGAACCUGAAACACGCUCUGGAAGUGUUCAAGAAGAUCGGUGGGUAUGUGGACCCCAAUCUAUUUUACAAAGUUCUUCGCGUAUAUUUGUCUGGCUGGAAAGGCAACCCCGAGCUGCCUGAGGGCCUGCUGUACCAGGGUGUCUGGGACACACCCAAGCAGUUUGCAGGGGGCAGUGCAGGGCAGAGCAGCAUCUUCCAGUGUCUCGACUUGGUGCUGGGCACUGGGCAGACCACUGACAGAGGACCUGCCGCUGAGUUCCUCAAAGACAUGCAAGCGUACAUGCCACUCGCACACCAGAAAUUCCUCUGUUUCCUGGAGUCCUGCCCAUCAGCCCGUGAGUUUGUCCUUUCCAGAGGCAGUGCUAACUUGAAGGAAGCUUAUGACAAGAGCGUGCAAGCUUUGGUCUCUCUGCGGAACUACCAUUUGGGAGUAGUGAAAAUGUACCUUCUGGAUCCUGCAAAGAAUCAGUCCAGGGAGGAGAAAACUGCUGGGGAGCCAUCGGAGCAGGAAAGCAGAGGCACGGGAGGCACGGAUUUCAUGAAAGUCCUAAAGACUAUAAGAACAAAAACCGCGCAGUCCCUUUUGAAGGACCGUUAGUUAAGCUUGCUCUAGCAAGGGUGUCAGCAAUGCCCCUAAGUCUUUGUCUGUUCCUAUAACUGCUCAUGAAUUAAUAACACUCAAAAAUUUACUCAAAAAUUCACUGUAGAAGAUUUUCAAUUAUCUUUUUCUGUUCAUUCCUCAUAGGAAAUUACCAAAAGAUAAUUACAUAAGAAUGACAAAGAUGAUAUUAGAUAU